Messenger RNA from Ophidiomyces ophidiicola, 1011 nucleotides. It is a transcript of the gene RCE1, whose product is annotated as CAAX prenyl protease. Gene Ontology annotation, biological process: CAAX-box protein processing. Gene Ontology annotation, cellular component: endoplasmic reticulum membrane. Bases 1 to 1011 code for a protein of 336 amino acids. The transcript is spliced from 4 exons. NCBI's taxonomy places the organism in Eukaryota, Fungi, Ascomycota, Eurotiomycetes, Onygenales, Onygenaceae. Gene Ontology annotation, molecular function: metalloendopeptidase activity. The record is from RefSeq and is a predicted model, not a curated record.
AUGCGCCCCGGAAGCCUCGUCGAGCGCCUGACUGGCCGUGCUUCGAGCAAUGCUGAACAACCGCCCGUGAUCUCCAGCCAUGCGGCCGUUGCGCUCUCCGUUCUCUGCACUCUGCUCUACGUCGUGCCGCUGUACCUCUCGCCGACCAGCCGGCCGUCUCCCACCUUGAGUCGCGAUGCUCCCUCUGUGAUCAAAUAUCGCGUACGGGCUGUCAUGGCCUCGUGCUUCAUCUGCAGUGCUACCGCACUUCUUUGGAUUGCGUCCACCGCCCGUGCCACCUAUCUUGACGCCCUUCAGCUGCUUGGCUGGUGGCCAAUCAGCUACGCUGACAUCCUUCGAUCGCUUCUCCUCACCUCCCUCCUUUUUAUGGGCCUGUUGUUCGAGCGAGGGAUUGCGGAGGGAGAAUGGAGGAACUGGGUUCGGCUUUCGUACUGGAUCGAGUCUCUUGGGGACUGGGUUGGAUGGCGGAAUUACGUGGCUGGCCCCAUUACCGAGGAAGUGAUUUUCCGCUCGAUUAUUGUCACUCUGCACUUGCUGGCCAAUGUUUCCCCCGCGCGCAUAGUCUUUGUCUCCCCUCUCUAUUUCGGCAUUGCUCACGUCCAUCACUUCUAUGAGUUCAAAUUAACGCACGCAUACACCCCUCUGGGCCCGAUAAUUUUUCGCACAGUCUUCCAGUUCAUCUACACCACGAUUUUUGGCUGGUAUGCGACUUUCUUGUACCUUCGCACGGGCUCCCUUUACGCUGCCAUCCUUGUCCACGCUUUCUGCAACUGCUGUGGCCUUCCGCGGCUCUGGGGGCGAGUGCAGGUCGAGAUGCCGAUUCAGGUUGUCAUAAGAGGCAAGGAAGACGGGCAAACGCCUUCGGAACGAAUAGAAUACAAGCAGCUCGGGGUCUCUUGGACCGUUGCGUACUAUGGGAUCUUACUCGUUGGCACCGUUGCGUUUUGGCGCCAACUCUGGCCGUGGACGGAUUCUCCUUUAGCCCUGGUAUUCUUUCCCCAGUCUCGGUGA